AUGGCGUUUGGAGCUCCGCGUGGACGGGGUGGAGCCCCCCGGGGCCGUGGAGGUGAUCGGGGUGGACGUGGUGGACGUGGUGGUGGGAGAGGCGGUUUAGGAUUCUCGGACCGUGGUGGUCGUGGCGGUGGUCGCGGAGGUAGAGGCGGUGGUAGAGGAGCCCCUCGUGGCCGUGGAGGUCGUGGAGGUGGACGAGGCGGCGGCCCCGGCGCCAAGGGCGGUGCCAAAGUUAUCAUUGAACCCCAUCGUCACCCCGGUGUCUUCGUCGCUCGUGGUGGAAAGGAAGAUCUCCUCGUCACCAAGAACCUCACCCCAGGCGAAUCCGUCUAUGGCGAGAAGCGUAUCUCCGUCGAAUCAACUGAACCUACCGCCAAUGGUGAAACUCCCGCUGCCACCAAAGUUGAGUACCGUGUAUGGAAUCCCUUCCGCAGCAAGUUGGCCGCUGGUAUCCUUGGUGGUCUCGAUAACAUCUACAUGCGCCCGGGCUCGAAAGUGCUGUAUCUCGGAUCUGCCAGCGGAACCUCUGUCAGCCAUGUCGCUGACCUCGUCGGCCCUACUGGAACCGUCUACGCUGUCGAGUUCUCCCAUCGUUCCGGCCGUGACCUAAUUGGAAUGGCUACUCACCGUACCAAUGUCAUUCCCAUUGUCGAAGACGCACGUCACCCCCUUCGCUACAGAAUGUUGGUCGGAAUGGUUGAUGUAAUCUUUGCAGACGUUGCCCAGCCUGACCAAGCCAGAAUUGUGGGUCUUAAUGCCCAUCUCUUCCUUAAGGCGGGUGGUGGCGUUAUUGUCAGUAUCAAGGCAAAUUGUAUCGAUAGCACAGCGAAGCCUGAGGUCGUGUUCGCCAAGGAAGUCCAGAAGAUGAGAGAGGAGAAGAUAAAACCCAAGGAACAACUCACACUAGAACCCUUCGAACGUGACCAUUGUAUAGUUGCUGCGAAUCCGAUCCCCUCAUUCCAAGAUUCUGAGCAAGGUAGUUUAAGUACUGUACUAUUAACUUACAACAUACAAUCUAAGCCCAACAGAGCCACAAUGCCCACUGCAAUCCUGAUAACCGGCGCCGGUGGCUUCGUCGGCCAAGAACUAACAGCGGCCCUCCUCAACACCACACCCCCAGACACAACCCUAACCAUCACAGACGUCACCUCCGCCCCUCCCAUCCCCGCUAGCGCUAGCAAACACGCCUCCCGCGUAACCUCCAUCCAAGCAGACCUAACUUCCCACGCAGCCGUAGACUCCCUCAUAGACCCUUCCUCCUCCCCACCCCGGCGCUACGAUGUCGUCUACAUCCUCCACGGCAUCAUGUCUAGCGGCUCCGAAGCCAACUUCGACCUAGGCAUGAGCGUAAACCUGUUUGCAACGCACUAUAUCCUCGAUAGGCUGCGCAGGACCAUGCCCGGCGUCAAGGUCGUAUAUACCUCUUCGCUUGCCGUGUAUGGACCCACAGCGCCCGGGUUUGUCAUUACAGAGCGGAACAUGCCCCAGAUGCCUACGUCGUCGUAUGGGAUGGAGAAGAUGGUCAUUGAGCUGAUGCUGAACGAUUACUCGCGGCGUGGGUACUUAGAUGGGCGGGUGGUUAGGCUGCCGACUGUGACGGUGCGGGCGAGGGUGCCGACGCAGGCGGCCAGUAGCUUUGCCAGUGGCAUUUUGCGCGAGCCGCUGAAUGGGACAAAGAGCAUGUUACCUGUCAAGAAGGAGACGGAGCUGUGGAUCUGCUCGCCGUAUACGGCUGUGAGGAAUCUAAUACAUGCGAAGGAUGUGCCGAAGGAGGCGUUUGGGGAUUCGCGGUCGGUGAAUUUGCCCGGGAUUAAGGUGUCUGUUCAGGAGAUGUUGGAUGUUUUGGAGGAGGUUGGUGGCAGGGAGAAGAGGGCGCUGGUGGAGGAGAGGUAUGAUGAAGAUGUUGAUCGGAUUGUGCAGGGGUGGUCGGUGAAUUUUGAUAUUGCGUGGGCGAAAUCGUUGGGCUUUCAUGAGGAUAUGUCGUUGUUGGCUAGUGUGCGGAGGUAUAUGAGGGAGUAUGGUAAAGAUAUCAGUACAGAGAUAUUUUAA
Messenger RNA from Blastomyces gilchristii SLH14081, 2046 nucleotides. RefSeq lists its product as uncharacterized. Bases 1 to 2046 code for a protein of 681 amino acids. The transcript is spliced from 5 exons. Gene Ontology annotation, molecular function: rRNA methyltransferase activity; histone H2AQ104 methyltransferase activity; RNA binding. Gene Ontology annotation, cellular component: box C/D methylation guide snoRNP complex; small-subunit processome; nucleolus. NCBI's taxonomy places the organism in Eukaryota, Fungi, Ascomycota, Eurotiomycetes, Onygenales, Ajellomycetaceae. Gene Ontology annotation, biological process: rRNA methylation; box C/D sno(s)RNA 3'-end processing. The record is from RefSeq and is a predicted model, not a curated record.